AUGCAUAAGUAUGACCGAAGAAACACAUAUCAAUACAAACUCAGGGAGUGUAAGCUUGAUGAGCUGAAGAAUCUUAGAGCUCUUUUGAUUGGUGAUCACAGAGAUGCCUUUAAGAAGGCAUGUGGUAACUUGUUGGGUUUUUUGUUGACCAAAGAAGAUACCAUAAUGAUUCUUACCUUCGCUCAGUUCUACGACCCCACUUUGAAUCGCUUCACUUUCCAGGAUUUCCUUUUAGCUCCCACUCUAGAGGAGUUUGCCCAUACCCUUUGUAUUCCUGUUAGAGAUCAAGUUCCUUAUAUGAGUACAUAUGAUUUUCCAGAAUCUGAUGUGAUUGCUCAAGCCAUUCAUCUCAAGAGGGGUGUGGUUGAAUCCAAUCUUCGUACAAAGGGUAACAUCAUAGGGUUUCCUUCAAAGUUCCUCAUUGAGAAAGCCACUCUAUUUGCUAAUAAUGGAAGCUGGGAUGUUUUCUAUGCCAUCUUGUCUCUCCUCAUAUACGGUUUGUGGAUCUUGACUCAUUUUCCAAGAAAAGGACCUUUUGCCGAGAAUGUGGGAGCACUGGAGUGGUCUCAGAGGUUGAUGUCUUUGAACGGUGAUGAUAUAGUAUGGUACAACCAUGAUUAUGAUGGGGUUGAACCUAUUUUUAGUUGUGGUGAUUUUCGGAAUGUUCCUCUUAUUGGUUCCAAAGGUGGAUUGAUUAACUACAAUCAUGUUCUUUCAGUUUGUCAGUUGGGUUAUUCGUUAAAAGAGAAGCCUGAAGACAAGCAGUUCGAAGAAUUUCUUAUAGCUAAAGGGAUUGAUAAUUCUGAAAUGCUAAAGAUACACCGUGCUUGGAGAAAGAUUCAUCGUAUUAGGGGAAAGGAACUUGAUAAACAUAAUUGUAUUGAAUUUGGGCCUUAUACAGAAUAUGUUAGAGCUAGAGUCAAGACUAUGAAGCUGCCGUAUCCGUGA
Messenger RNA from Lathyrus oleraceus (garden pea), 948 nucleotides. RefSeq lists its product as uncharacterized. The transcript is spliced from 2 exons. The record is from RefSeq and is a predicted model, not a curated record. NCBI's taxonomy places the organism in Eukaryota, Viridiplantae, Streptophyta, Magnoliopsida, Fabales, Fabaceae. Bases 1 to 948 code for a protein of 315 amino acids.